Letharia columbiana is the source of this 1119-nucleotide messenger RNA. RefSeq lists its product as uncharacterized. The record is from RefSeq and is a predicted model, not a curated record. The transcript has a single exon. Bases 1 to 1119 code for a protein of 372 amino acids. Gene Ontology annotation, molecular function: ATP binding; homoserine kinase activity. Gene Ontology annotation, biological process: L-threonine metabolic process. NCBI's taxonomy places the organism in Eukaryota, Fungi, Ascomycota, Lecanoromycetes, Lecanorales, Parmeliaceae.
AUGAAAAUAAUCAGAGUCCCAGCCACUUCGGCAAAUCUUGGAUCUGGUUUUGACGUUCUUGGUCUUGCCCUCAGGUCCGCACCGUCAGCUUCUCAACGAUUCGGCAACUUUCUUGAGCUACAAAUAAAGGACUUGGGUCAAGGAAGCUUGAGCUCGGCUCCAUGGAAUUGCGAAAUCAUAUGCCACGGCGAGGGUUCGGAACUACUGAGCUCUUUGGUCCAUGAGAAUUUGGUCACUCAAGUUGCGCUCUAUGUACUACGUUGCCAUGGAAAAGAAGCCUUUCCUUCUGCUACUACAGUCACAUUAAUCACAGCAAUCCCACUCUCGCGAGGUCUGGGAUCUUCAGCUGCUGCUAUAGUUGCUGGAGUAAUGCUAGGCAAUGAAGCAGGCGAUCUAGGUCUAUCUAAGGAAAGGAUGUUUGACUACUGUCUAAUGGUUGAGCGGCAUCCCGAUAACAUCGCCCCUGCUCUCUUUGGUGGCUUUAUCGGAGCAUUUAUGGAUAUCGCCCGUAUAGAGAUACCGCUGAGCGAGGUCUUACCUAAGCUUUCUGGAGAUACAGACACCAGCCUCUUACCCAUUCAUAAGCCGCCUCUAUCGAUUGGAUGCUACCAUCAUUACCGGCUCAAUUCAGAUAUUAAGGCUAUUAUAGUCGUUCCUACUUUUCAUUCGAAUACGGCGGAGGCAAGAAGUCAGCUACCAUAUAGCUACACCCGCGAGGACGUUAUAUUCAAUCUCCAGCGUUGCGCUUUACUUCCCGUUCUACUUGGCGAGAAACCUUUGCGUGCGGCGAAAAUCUCAGAAGCAAUGCGAGACCGGCUCCAUCAACCCUAUCGGACUAAUUUAGUCCCAGGGUUGGGUGAGGUGCUACUAGAGCUUCGAUAUGACAAGUACCCUGGGCUUCUUGGAACUUGCCUUAGUGGUGCCGGGCCAUCUGUAAUGGCAUUGGCAACUCAAAAUUUCGAGACCAUAGCUCAAGCUAUCAUUAUGAUACUAUCGGAAGCCCAGGAUGUUCACUACGAUUGGCAGGUCCUUGAGCUAGAUCCAGACGGAGCCACUUGUAAUGACACAAAUCAAGACUUCUGUCACGUCGAAGAGAGCGAAUCAAGGCUUGUUGGAUGA